This is a messenger RNA of Effrenium voratum, 1718 nucleotides long. NCBI's taxonomy places the organism in Eukaryota, Dinophyceae, Suessiales, Symbiodiniaceae. The record is from the annotation of a GenBank genome assembly.
GAGAAAAGUGCCUGGUAGAGAGAGCAGGUUAGCGAUCCACGUGUCUCGCCUGACAAGGUGCGAUGCCUCAAGUACCUGGACUACGGCAGGUCUUUUCCAACAAGUCGCUACCAGAAGUGCGGAGCAGUGAAGAGGACCUCUCGAGCAAGGUGAAGGGCCUCGAGGAGAAGCUCGAGAGGAUGGCGCAGGACUUCGAGGACGGCUCUGCCAUCCAAGCCGCCUUCGCGGCCGGGCGAGCCCCCAGCACUGGAAUGGACGAUACCUCCUUUGCUCUACCUCGCGGAGGCGUUGGCUUCACCGCUUCCAUGAGGAGCGCUGGUCUUUCAGAAGAGUACGUGGAGGCGCUGAUGUCGAAUCUGGUGGCCUUGGACGGCCUCAACGCGGGGGACCUGGCGCGACGCAUGGAUCGGAUGGAAGGGCUGCUGGAGGAGGUCUUGGAACAUCUGCGAGGCCCUCGUGCUAUGUCUAUGUCUACCGGCUCUUUGUCCUGCGUGUCCGUUCCUAUGCCACCGCCGCAGGAGCCACCGGCGCUGCGGGAGUUGCGAAGUCCAGAGCCAGCGCUGGCAGUGAUCGAGGAGGGUCCCAACUCGGCCAGGAGUGCGGAAGGUCGAUUGCGGAAAGAAAAAGAGGAGAUGGAAGAGCCCUGCGGCAGGCUACUGGAGGUAUCGCUCCAGCGAGAUUCCACUCAGCCGUCCUGGGGCCUGCUGUGGGAUCGGAAGUGUUUCGAGAAAAAGACCCGCGUCAUUGAGGCGGUCGUACCACAAAGUCCGGUGGGGCUUUGGAACCAGGAACGCCAAGACAAGGGCGAAGACUUCCUGCAGCGCGGGGACGAGUUGGUGAAGCUGAACGGCAAGAGCGGCUGGGAGGCGUGCUCAGACUUGUCGAAUUUGAACCAAGUUCAGUUGGUCUUCCGCAGACUCACUGAUCAGGAGAAGCAGCGAAGCCGGCGACAGGCCUCCGGCAGCGAAUGCCGGAGCCAACGGUUCUCGCCAGAGGCCUCAUUGCGCAAAAGGCCAGGAAGCGCAAGCUUCACCAGCUUGCCCCGACAAGCUGUCUCAUCAGGUGCCUCCGGUGCCUCCCUGCCACACAUCCCAGUGCCCGACAUGCCGGAAUUGCCGGCGCGGCCCAGCACCGCGCCAAGCACAGGUCGCCCGGAUGUGAAGGGCCUUCCAGAUCGAGACCAGUCGGAGGUCCAAGUACUGCAGGCGGCCUUGCAAGGUUCGCCAGGUCAGUCAGCUCCUACGCCCACGCCGGAUGUGGGGCCCAAGGAGACGGAGGCGCACGCAGCGGUUUUGGACCGCAUCCUGCAGCACUCUGAGUUCAUCAGGAAGACUGACAAGAGCAAGCCCCAUUUGCAGCAGGGCGCAAAUCCGGAGCAGCUGAAGAAGUUGGCGCUGCACAUCUCGCUGGGGGAGGCGGACAAGGCCUUCCAGCAAGUGCUGCCGCUGCUCCAGAAGAGCCCAGGACCAAGGGAAGAUCGUGAGCCCGUGAGUGUCAAGGAGGCGGGGCAGUUUUUGCUGGACCUGGUGAAGUAUUUGGACUCCGCAAAGGCAAAGGAGCCUUGAGCGUAUGAGCCACAAAUUCAAAGACUCAGCACCUCGGAUGCUGCGCCACGAAUGCGCCACUCGAGACAUACGUUGCCCAUUCCAUCACGCACCGGCGAAUGGUCCGAGUCUGGACACGACCCAGAUACCUAAGACACCUGCAGGGAGUUUGAC